This is a messenger RNA of Leguminivora glycinivorella, 4105 nucleotides long. Its product is annotated as predicted GPI-anchored protein 58. The record is from RefSeq and is a predicted model, not a curated record. Bases 36 to 278 code for a protein of 80 amino acids. Lineage: Eukaryota; Metazoa; Arthropoda; Insecta; Lepidoptera; Tortricidae. The transcript has 2 exons.
UGGUUGAAGAGUGUUAUAUUGUGCAGGUGUCCCACAUGGUGCACCUGGAGUGCCCGGCGCAGGUGGAGGAGGCGGCGGGCGACCCGGCCGCCAAGAAGCCGCGCGCCGACACACAGCCGCCCACGCCUAACGGCUCCAACAGUAACGCCAACGCCCCCGCCCCGGCCCCCGCCGCCCCCGCCCUCCCCCGCGCCGCGUCCCCGCCCGCGCCCCCCGCGCAGCCCCCCGAGCAGCCCGCCGAGACCGCUACGGAGGCUGAGGAGCGCUACGACGACUGAACCACGCCACAUAUAUUAUCUCUUAGGUACUACUACCGCUACCUAUAUGGGAAACACUUUAAUGCACUAUCUUUACACAUUAAAAGGGGGGUCCUUACAGCAGAAUGAACGCGUAUAAUAGCGAUCGCGAGUUUCUCACCUGCCUGAUAGACUGCCCCUUCCUUUCUAACUAUAUUAAUUAAAAUAAAACGGGUAGCUAUCUCGCGACCGACCAUUUUUAAUACGCGUGUCCCCCCUUUACAACUUCCGACGAAUCGUAGAAGUUCUCGCAUCAUUAAUUCAUUAUUACACUAAAUCGCCUAUAAGCUAGCGUGAUGUCAAAUAAAGCUUUGUACCGAUGAAAUUCGUUCACUAUAAAAUUAUUAAGACACGCUCUCCCCGCACUUUUAAACAGAAUACUAUAUUCUUUUCUACAAUAUAACGACAACUAUGUUUAGUUCACAUAAUAUAACCUUGUAAAAAACGUGCAAAUAAUUUUCAAAGUCAAUAUUUUUAACCUCGACGAAUGCGGAAAUAUAUGAAAUCUUUAAUAUCCUACAAACAUUUUGAUAAAGAUACAUUUUAUAGACAGAAUUGAAAAUAGGACAACUCUGUUAAUUAAGAAUAACUGUGUCUCCAUCCAUUCUUCUCUAACCAAGCCAAGCUGGUUAGUGUGAAAGAGAUACAUACUGACGUACAGUCAACUACAAAAAGAUGUAUCCACUUUUUCACCUUAUUGCAUUGUAAUAAAGUGAAAAAGUGGAUAUAUCUCUUUGUAGGCGACUGUACUACGAUUCAUGUACAGAUAAUGAAAGUGAUUUUAAACUCUAUAGCAUAGGGAUAGAGUUCAUAAUCAAGUGGGAAGACUUUUUAUGAAGUCACGUAAGUUGAGUUGAAAUACACGAAUAAAAUUGAAAUAUCAUUAUAAGUAUACUUCAAUAUACGAAAGAGUUAAAUUUAAUAAAACUGAAAAAUAAUUAUUUUGCGUAUCUAGACUACGUAGAGUGUUUUUAGAUAUCGUACUGGCCACUAACUUGUAGAAUUCACUCUCGCGUGCGUAGUUUAUAUUUAAAAAAACAAUAUACUGGCACGCUAUUUAAUCGAUCGCUCCGUAGUGUGUGUCGCCUUCUGAGGUAAGAGUCAUCCCAGUUCCCACACUAGUGUCUUCCAACUUUACAGUCUGGUAAUAAAGAAUAAAGGUUAAAAAGUGGCAACAUUAUAGUGCUGUCCCUUUCAAAUCAAUUUGUGUGAUAAAACAGAGCGACGCUGACGCUACGAUGUUGCCACUUUUGAAUUCUAUUAUUUUUUAUCAGCAACACUACAGCCUGCCAAAAAUGAGUAGAAAUUAAAGACGUGGCAACAUCGUCGUGUCGUCUCGUUUUCCCGCAUAUCAUUGAUUUGAAAGAGACGACACGAUUUUUUUUAUUUCUACUCUCUUAUGUACCAGACGAGGUUGUAUUCGACUUAGACGCCGACGCUCAAAAGACGCUAUUGUGGGGCUGUCCUAAAAUAGACUAUUCGUGAUAAUGUUGAUAUAAGUUAUUCCAUGUUAUUGUAGUCGACCGUCUAUUUAGUUAUUUAGUCCUUAAGAUGUUUUCUAGUCUUUAUCUCUUGGCCGGCAUAGUUUGAUUAUAUUUGGUCCUCAAAAAACUCUUUCUUUUAAUGAAUAACAUCAUAUUUGUGGGCAGUAAUGUUAAAAAAAACUGUGGUGACAGUACUAUACAUCUGCAGAAUCUACAUCAGAUCUUGAACUGUUUUAUUAUUUGAGGUUUUCAUUAUAGCAGAUAUAAUCAACCGAUGUCGUCUUUCAGACGCCUUUAUGAAAUACCACAGGAUAUUUUUUUUUCAUCACAACGAGUUUGUUAGGCAUAUUAUCGGCUUAUGCAUCCGCUUAACACAUUCACCAGAUAAAAAAUGGCGCACUACUACGUUAGAAACCGUUUGUAAUUUAUAACAGCUCGCUCAUAUGGCGAGAACCCGCCCAGCGGGUUCUCCGGCAUCUGAGCAAAGUUCACGAGUGCCCACCAGGCGGGUUCUUGAUUUCGAAAGUGUUACCUAAGUGCGGUAGGUAACAGGGUUGCAAUGACCACAGCUUUUACUUUGGUUUGAAAAACGCCGUUAGGAAAAUAAGGAUUUUUUCUGUGGUGUAUCUCAUAUUUGUAUCUGUAAUCUAGUGCUUUAACUUUUCUUUACAUAUUUCCCUAAUUUUAUUAUUUAAUGUAAUAUCGUUUUACCUUUAAGAUACUUAUGGUUAAAGACCACGUCUGUUCGAUUUUAUAUCUUAUGCGUUUUAAGUUAAGGUAGAAUAUACUUUAGUGGUCUUCGUAUAAAUAAUGUAUCACCUUGUCUAUAUUUAUGUUAAAUCAUGUUUAUCUGUUUUUAAAUAAGUAAAGUCGCCAUCAGACAUAACUGAGCGGCCGGAGCGAGCAAAAAUAUCUGAACUGAACACGCCUCCUUAUCGCCUUGUCAAUAGAUGAGUGUUCAGUUAUUUUGUGAGCAUCUUGAUCGCUCCGAUUCCGAGAUCUAUAGGCAACUCUGUACUAAACAUUAUUAUAAUAGUGACUGCUGUUAACUUCCGUCAUUAAUAUAAUUAAAAAAAAAUAAUCUUAACUAUACGUCAUUUUCUUUAUAUUGAACGGCCAACUCUUGUAUGCAACCAUCGUAGUAUAAAAACUGCUGUAGCUUAAUCAGUAUGAAUAGUAUAAGUUGUUAUAUUCUAAUUUGGAUCACAUCGAUUUAAAUAGUUACAUACUUAGUUUGUAAUCUCAAUCAGAUCACAAAUCGAUUCAUUAUCAAACACUGUUAUCAAUUUUAUCGGAAAUAUUGUAUAUUCCUGAUCCUUUGUGGUAAUUUGGAAUGUUUAUUUGACAAUUGUAUUGGAUUAGAGUGAUCCUUAACACAUUCAUUGCCGAAAAAAAAAAUGGCACACUGCUCCAGAAACGGAUCGUUAUCUGUAUCUGACGUAAUUGUUAUCUUAUAUAGCGACCACCCGCCUAGCGGGUUAUCCGGCAUCUGAGCAAACAUUACGAGCGCCCACCAGGCGGGUUCCUGGCAGUUAAUGUGUAAAGGAGUGUGUCACCUUUAUUACUAGCAUUUUCUUUAAUGAUAGUGCAUAUUGGUUACUGUUGUUCAAGUUAGAGUUGAUAAGUUUAAACAUGGAUGUUGGAAGGAUUGACGUAUUAUGCGAUAUUCAGGAUACUGUCAAAAAUUUGCGGGUUAUUUUGGUUGAUCAGAAAAAAUCGUUCUCGAAUAAAUGCAAAGAGACGGCUGAAAAUUGAGUCAGAAUCUUAAUACACUAGAUAUGAGGUUAAAUAAUCAAUCCUUAAUAAAUAAAUAAAUAAUCAGGCCUUCCGCUAAUACCGGAGUUCACAAUUUGCGGACAUCUUUCUGCGUCAUUUAGACGGCACGUGAAGUUGUGUUUGAUUGACCUUGACCGGUGACCCAGGUAACUAGGUAUGUAACCAUCUAUGGUAACAAGACUGCUAAGUCUUCAAUGGAGAGCUUUGGUGCACAAUAUAACAACCUCAUGUGGUCGCGACAUGAGGAACCGAGAAAUAGUCUUUAAUAAAAUCGCAUAUGCGUUCUCACACCGUGUAAAUUGGCCUUAAUUGGAUUAAAAGUAAAAAAUGCCUACAGUUUGUAAAUGUCUGUGUAUGUCCUGAAUGUCGUAUUUAAUAGGGGCGUUAGACCUUAGUGCGUCAGACGGCCAGCCGUCUUCUACUGUGAUAAAUUGGAACCAGCUGUGAGAAGCUGGGUGGGUGUAGCUACAUUCAUUAUCCUUUGUAGUUGUAAGGCAGAGAUAUAAUAUUGUAGAGCUUUUAAUAUGUUUUAAUAAAAAUUAAGUGAUA